Lingula anatina is the source of this 1039-nucleotide messenger RNA. RefSeq names its product mediator of RNA polymerase II transcription subunit 30. The record is from RefSeq and is a predicted model, not a curated record. Gene Ontology annotation, molecular function: transcription coregulator activity. Gene Ontology annotation, cellular component: mediator complex. Lineage: Eukaryota; Metazoa; Brachiopoda; Lingulata; Lingulida; Lingulidae. Gene Ontology annotation, biological process: positive regulation of DNA-templated transcription.
AGAAUAAAAAUGGCGGCGCCCAUGGUUUGAAGUGCUUUGUGUGUGCCCGGUAGUUAUUUCUCCUAGCAUAAGUUGAUCGGCCUGCUAUAUCGCCCAAGAGCCGGCUCAGUGCGAAUACCACAAUGGCAAACCCAGGGCCAUAUCAGCAGUACCAGUAUCAACAGCAACGGCAACAACAGCAGCAACAGUACAAUCAACCAGGUGGCACAGCGAUGCAUCAGCAACCACCACCAUCAUUACAACAACAGUUCAGUGACAGCCACCAGGGAUCUCUGCAUCAAGGUCAGGGGUCAUGGGGAGGUCAAGGUCAGACACAGCUGGCCUCUCCAACUAAAGACGUAAACACAGCCUCACUGUGCAAGACAGGCCAGGAAACAGUGCAAGAAAUAGUGCAGAAAACACUGGAAAUAUUUCAAGUUCUUCACCAAUUGAAGCUUCCUAACAAUACAGCAGGGAACAGUGUGCAGAUGUACCAGGACAAGAAAGCCAAGCUGGAGGACCACAUGAAAGCCAUACAGGUCUCGUUUAAGAAACUACGCCUAAUGUAUAACAAAGUCCAGGAAAUAUGUCAGCAUUUUGAUACCAAACAGACAGAAUGUCUGAUCCCAUACAUCAAUGGUCCAGAGGUUGAUGACGGUGGAGCUCAUGCCACAGAAGCAGUUAGAUACUCCUCUGAAGAACACAGGGAGAUAGCAGAGCAAAUCAGAAACAAGAAUCGCCAUCUGAAGGAAAUAAUAGACCAGCUGCGGACGGUUAUCUGGGAAAUCAAUACUAUGGCUGCCAUGAGAAAAACGUAGUUUGCAGUUUUUUUUUUUUUUUUUAAUUAACUCUGGACUAACAUAUGAUGAGUCCUUGGAUAAAAAAAAAGAAAGUGUGAAAUCAUGACAAAUGAAAUUAUGAACUUGGUGCCUGAAGGAAGAAAUAAAAGGCAACAUUAUGGAGAGGAAUGUUUUAUUAACAAUAGGUAUGCUCUGAACAGAUCCCUUCCAUAAUGAUUUAAUGUAUGUAUAUACUGUAUAUAAAUGAUAUGGAAACAGUA